Molecule: messenger RNA, 1005 nt
Organism: Echinops telfairi (small Madagascar hedgehog)
Lineage: Eukaryota; Metazoa; Chordata; Mammalia; Afrosoricida; Tenrecidae
Product: tomoregulin-2
Exons: 7
Coding region: 1-771 (256 amino acids)
Molecular function (GO): protein binding
Source: RefSeq, a predicted model, not a curated record
AUGGGGCUAUCCGUACUAGUCAACACGUGGUUUCUGAACCAGCAGAAACAGCAGCAGCAGCAGCAGCAUUUGGGGCCUGUAAGAAUCCACGAAGGCUCAGGAGAGACCAGUCAAAAGGAGACAUCCACUUGUGAUAUUUGCCAAUUUGGUGCAGAAUGUGAUGAAGAUGCUGAGGAUGUCUGGUGUGUGUGCAACAUUGACUGCUCUCAAACCAACUUCAAUCCCCUCUGUGCUUCUGAUGGGAAAUCUUAUGAUAAUGCAUGUCAAAUCAAAGAAGUGUCAUGUCAGAAACAGGAGAAAAUUGAAGUCAUGUCUUUGGGUCGAUGUCAAGAUAACACAACUACGACCACUAAAUCGGAAGAUGGGCAUUAUGCAAGAACAGAUUAUGCAGAGAAUGCUAACAAAUUAGAAGAAAGUGCCAGAGAACACCACAUACCUUGUCCAGAGCAUUAUAAUGGUUUCUGCAUGCACGGCAAGUGUGAGCAUUCCAUCAAUAUGCAGGAGCCAUCUUGCAGAUGCGAUGCUGGCUAUACUGGACAACACUGUGAGAAGAAGGACUAUAGUGUUCUAUAUGUUGUCCCCGGUCCUGUCAGGUUUCAGUACGUCGUAAUCGCUGCUGUGAUUGGAACGAUUCAGAUUGCUGUCAUCUGUGUGGUGGUCCUGUGCAUCACAAGGAAAUGCCCCAGAAGCAACAGAAUUCACAGACAGAAGCAAAAUACAGGGCACUACAGUUCAGACAACACCACAAGAGCAUCCACGAGGCUAAUCUAAAGGGAGCGCGCGUGGUUCCACAGUGGCCGGACUACGAGAGCUUGGACUACACAAUACAGUAUUAUAGACAAAAGAAUAAGACAAGAUCUACACAUGUGGCCUUGCAUUUGUGGUAAUCUACACCAAUGAAAACAUGUACUACAGCUAUAUUUGACUAUGUAUGGAUAUAUUUGAAAUAGUAUACAUUGUCUUGAUGUUUUUCUGUAAUGUAAAUAAACUAUUUAUAUCACACAA